CCGUGCCCUCCAACUCGGAGCCAACCUCUGGAACGGCGGGGAGAUGUACGGUCCUCCCGAUGCCAACUCCCUCCACCUACUAUCCUACUACUUUACCCAGUACCCGGAAGACAGCAACAAAGUGAUUAUCAGCAUCAAGGGAGCCGCUGGCCCUGAUGGUCCAGACGGCAGCCCCGAGAAUGUCCGCGCUAGUGUCGAGAAUUGCCUGAAGAUCCUCGACGGGAAGGUCUUUAUUAGUAUUUUCGAGCCCGCGAGAGUCGAUCCGAAUACUCCUAUUGAAACUACCAUCUCGGUGCUAAGCGAGUACGUCAAAGCGGGGAAGAUUGGGGGUAUCGGGCUGAGCGAGUGUAAUGAGCAGACACUGCGACGGGCCCAUGCCGUGUACCCUAUCGCUGCAGUGGAAGUCGAGCUCUCGCUGUUUUCGACGGAUCCGUUGAGUAACGGAGUUGCCAGGGCUUGUGCGGAACUGGGGAUUGCUAUGGUAGCAUAUUCGCCCUUGUCCCGAGGGUGGUUAACAGGUCAGGUACGUUCGCUGGAUGAUCUUCCCGCUGACGAUAUCCGUCGUAUUUUCCCCCGGUUUCAGCCGGAGGUAUUUCAUCUCAAUUUGAAACUGGUCGAGCGGAUUGAGGAGAUCGCUGUGGAGAAGGGGGCAACUCUGGCGCAGACGGCUCUGGCCUGGGUGAAGGCUCAGAAUCGGGUUGAGGGGAUGCCUUUGAUUAUUCCUAUUCCUGGGUGUAUUACUGUUGCGCGGGUGGAGGAGAAUUUGGUUAACGUGGAGUUGACGGAUGGGGAGGUGGGGAGGAUUGAUGGCAUCCUGAGGGAGAUUCCGGUGUUUGGGAAGAGGUAUCCGGAUGUUUGGGAGCGGUUUAAUGAUUUGUGAAUUUUGGGGGUUUACAUGUAGAGUUGUG
Molecule: messenger RNA, 908 nt
Organism: Aspergillus sclerotioniger CBS 115572
Lineage: Eukaryota; Fungi; Ascomycota; Eurotiomycetes; Eurotiales; Aspergillaceae
Product: aldo/keto reductase family protein
Exons: 1
Coding region: 44-880 (278 amino acids)
Cellular component (GO): cytoplasm
Source: RefSeq, a predicted model, not a curated record